UGCUUCCGCAACAACUUGUUUAGCGCCGCAGCGCUCCUUUCACACCGCUCACCCGGGGCCCCUACCGAUUACUUCUCCGCGAAAACGGCACUUCCAAGGAAGAUUUUAUUGUGUCCAUUGAAAGACUGGGCCUGCCCUUCAAUCUCCAUCGCAACCACUGUCUAUGACCGCAACACGCCUUCACAGGAGGAGCCUAGACGCACGAGAGCCUCCGUUCCAAUCCAACUCCAAAGCUGGAUAAACGACAUUUCUCUUUUCUUAUUGGUUGAGAGAUGUCAUGACAAAAGGGAGGCGCGCGUCAGCUUGGGCCGUUGCAGACACAAGCAAUGCUAACAUUGGUGGUGCUACCUAUUGUGCGUCCGAACAUUUGAUUGCAGUACGGAGACACAUGGAGUAUUGCCCUCUCUUUCAGACCAAUAAAAUUUGUUGUGUUGCCAAUUCACAAGGCUCUCGGUUUUUCGGCUCGUCCAUCCUGUUUCUCGCGCAAAGAUUUAACAUAAUUACUCAACGAUAGCUUCAAUCAUGUUGAUCUUAGACAGGUGAAUUUUCCAUCAGUUAUUCCCAGAACUCUUAUGAAUAUGAUGCUUAUUUUAUAAUGGAGAUUAAGAGUUUAAUUACGAACAAAUUCAU
Molecule: messenger RNA, 630 nt
Organism: Gryllus bimaculatus (two-spotted cricket)
Lineage: Eukaryota; Metazoa; Arthropoda; Insecta; Orthoptera; Gryllidae
Source: the annotation of a GenBank genome assembly